Molecule: messenger RNA, 1323 nt
Organism: Sitodiplosis mosellana (orange wheat blossom midge)
Lineage: Eukaryota; Metazoa; Arthropoda; Insecta; Diptera; Cecidomyiidae
Exons: 1
Coding region: 1-1323 (440 amino acids)
Molecular function (GO): protein dimerization activity
Source: RefSeq, a predicted model, not a curated record
AUGGCCGAUAUCGCUGUUAACAAUCUAAAUAAACACAAAAUCGAAAUCAAAAAUAUGCGAGGUCAGGGAUACGACAACGGAUCGAAUAUGAAAGGCAAGCACAUCGGUGUACAAGCGCAAAUUCAAAGUAUAAAUCCGUUGGCUGUAUUUAUCCCAUGCUCAAAUCAUACAUUGAACUUGUCAUUGAAUGACGCUGCAUCAGCCUCUAUUGAAGUUUGUGCUUUCUUUGCUACGGUACAGAAGAUUUACACUUUUCUUUCAGCAUCAACUACUCGUUGGGAUAUUUUGAAGAAGCAUUGCACAUCUAUUCAUGAUUUGGUGCCAAAAGCAUUAAGUACAACACGUUGGUCGGCGCGAUUAAAUGCAAUUAAGCCGCUUCGUAGAAAUCUCAAUAAAAUCCUUGCAACACUCGAUGAAAUCAGCAAUUCUGAGUCAUUUGAACCAUCUGUACGGUACGAGGCGGAAUGCAUAAUAAACCUCAUUGAUUUUAAAUUCAUUUGUUCGGUCUGUAUAUGGCACGCAAUAUUGGAAAAUUUUGACCGCGUAUCAAAACUGAUGCAACGUAUUGUAAUGAAUUUAAGCGGCGUUGAAACUCUCUUAUCUGAUAUUAGUCAGUUUUUAGCUGAAUACAAAGAAAACGGAUAUGAACGUGCUAUUACAGAAGCCACCGAAAUUGCCGAUGAAUUGGAAAUUCCGGCGAAUUUCGAACAAACCCGAAGAGGAAGACCUCGCCGAAACGAGACAGAUCCGGAAAAAUUGUUCAAAGAAAACUUUUUUGAUUUUGUUGUCGACGUUGCAUCCGAAUCGAUUGAGGAUCGAUUCAAAGUGAUUAAUUCACACAGCAAAUUGUACGCGUUUCUUUAUGAGUAUAAGGAGUUCAACGCACUCUAUUCAAGUGGCGAAUUGAUUACGCAUUGCAAACUUUUGAAAGAAACUCUGACUCACAACAACGAAUCCGAUAUCGAUGCCGAGGAAUUAUGUAACGAACUGCGCAUAGUUGGCAAAAUAAUGGAAAGCCACCAAAUUGAACAUACCAUCGACAUUUUGAAUGAAAUCGCAAAAAAGAGAUUAGAAAACUCACUACCAAAUGCGGUCAUUGCCUACAAGAUCCUCCUGACGCUUCCUGUAAGCGUUGCAACAGGAGAACGCACCUUUUCGAAAUUGAAGUUGACCAAAACGUACUUACGAAGCACAAUGCUGCAGGAACGACUCAGCAAUUUAGCGAUAAUUUCUAUUGAACAAGAUGUAGCAAAAACAUUGAAUUACGAUCAAAUUAUUGAUGAAUUUGCCCACCUCAAAGCUAGAAAAUGCAAUUUCGAUUAA